AUGUAUUACCAAGUAUUGCAGUUGACCUUAUUUUUAACCUUAUUCUUAUUUAAAAAAUCUGUUGAAUUUUAUGAAAAUGAUUUACCGGGGCUAAAUGACGUUAUAGAAGCAGAGUACGAAAUUUGGCAAGCUAAGUGGGAGAAUAUUGAAGACAACUUAAGGCCCACAACUGCUAUUGAGGCUUUGAGUGUCUGUGAUAAUUUAAUGUACCCAAACAUGUAUGAAUUACUAAAAAUACUAGCUGUAAUAGCAGUAUCCACCGCUACAGCUGAACGCAGCUUUUCGACGUUGAGAAGAUUCAAAACGUAUUUAAGAAAUACAACUUCAGAAUCCAGACUAAUGGGACUUGCACUUUUAGCUAUUUAUAGAGACAUUGAUAUACCAGAUGACAUUUUAUUAGACAAAUUUUUAACAGUGACAAAGAAAGAAAUUUAA
Molecule: messenger RNA, 435 nt
Organism: Metopolophium dirhodum (rose-grain aphid)
Lineage: Eukaryota; Metazoa; Arthropoda; Insecta; Hemiptera; Aphididae
Product: 52 kDa repressor of the inhibitor of the protein kinase-like
Exons: 1
Coding region: 1-435 (144 amino acids)
Molecular function (GO): protein dimerization activity
Source: RefSeq, a predicted model, not a curated record